This is a messenger RNA of Ahaetulla prasina, 2337 nucleotides long. It is a transcript of the gene CSNK1E, whose product is annotated as casein kinase 1 epsilon. Gene Ontology annotation, molecular function: protein serine/threonine kinase activity; ATP binding. The transcript has 11 exons. The coding region runs from base 223 to 1473 and encodes 416 amino acids. Gene Ontology annotation, biological process: endocytosis; peptidyl-serine phosphorylation; signal transduction. NCBI's taxonomy places the organism in Eukaryota, Metazoa, Chordata, Lepidosauria, Squamata, Colubridae. The record is from RefSeq and is a predicted model, not a curated record. Gene Ontology annotation, cellular component: cytoplasm; nucleus.
GCUGCACACUGGGCGAGAGAGGCUGAAGGGGAAGGAGGGAGGCGGUUGAGCAGGCAGAGCACGGAGAAAGAGGAAGCGGCGGUAGCAGCGCAGCGCUGGCUACGGCGACCAGCCUCCCUUCCCAAUCCUCCGUCAUCCUCCCCCCCCGGCUUUCCCUCCCCCCUGACAGCCCCAGGAGCAGCAGCGGUAGGGAGGCUCCUUCUAGGCGGGCACAUCUGAAUCAUGGAGCUUCGAGUGGGAAAUAAAUAUCGGCUGGGACGAAAAAUUGGUAGUGGAUCGUUUGGAGAUAUUUAUUUGGGUGCCAAUAUUGCCACAGGAGAAGAAGUAGCCAUUAAAUUGGAAUGUGUGAAAACCAAGCACCCACAGCUCCACAUUGAAAGCAAAUUUUACAAGAUGAUGCAAGGUGGAGUGGGCAUUCCUUCCAUUAAGUGGUGCGGGGCAGAAGGUGACUAUAAUGUGAUGGUGAUGGAACUUCUGGGGCCCAGCCUAGAAGACCUUUUUAACUUCUGCUCCCGCAAGUUCAGUCUCAAGACUGUUCUGCUUCUGGCAGAUCAGAUGAUCAGCCGUAUUGAGUACAUUCAUUCCAAGAAUUUUAUCCACCGAGAUGUGAAACCGGACAAUUUCCUUAUGGGACUUGGCAAAAAAGGCAACCUAGUGUACAUCAUUGAUUUUGGUCUGGCCAAGAAGUACCGAGACGCCCGUACCCACCAGCACAUUCCCUAUCGGGAAAACAAAAACCUAACCGGCACAGCCCGCUAUGCCUCUAUCAACACUCACCUUGGGAUUGAACAAAGUCGCCGUGAUGAUUUGGAGAGCUUGGGCUAUGUACUGAUGUACUUCAAUCUUGGCUCGUUGCCUUGGCAAGGCCUAAAAGCUGCCACAAAGCGACAGAAAUACGAGCGCAUCAGUGAAAAGAAGAUGUCGACACCCAUAGAAGUGCUCUGCAAAGGCUAUCCUUCUGAGUUCUCUACAUACCUCAACUUCUGCCGUUCACUGCGGUUUGAUGACAAACCAGAUUACUCUUAUCUGAGGCAGCUGUUCCGCAAUCUCUUCCACCGUCAGGGAUUCUCCUAUGACUACGUAUUUGACUGGAAUAUGCUCAAAUUUGGAGCAGCCCGGAAUCCUGAGGAUAUGGACCGGGAGAGGCGAGAGCAUGAACGAGAGGAAAGGAUGGGGCAGCUCCGGGGUUCUGCUACACGGGCACUGCCUCCUGGCCCUCCUGCUGGGGCCACUGCUAACCGCCUCCGCAAUGUCGCUGAACCCAUGGCCUCCACACCCACUUCCCGCAUCCAGCAGUCUGGAAACACAUCUCCCAGGGCAAUUUCACGGGUAGACAGGGAACGCAAGGUCAGCAUGAGGUUACACCGAGGAGCCCCCGCCAACAUCUCCUCGUCUGACCUCACAGGACGGCAAGAAGUGUCACGGAUUUCAGCAUCACAGACCAGUGUGCCAUUUGAUCACCUGGGGAAAUGAAGAGUGGAUUCCACCAGACCAGUGUUUGCUUAGUGUCUUCACUGUAUUUUUCUUUUAAAAAACAAAACAACAAAAACAAAUUAAAAGGAAAAAACAAAAAAAAAGCCAACCUUUUUUUUUUCGCCAGCAAGGAGAGGAUCUGCCUUGUGCUGGCAUUCUUGUCUUUCCUGAGAUCAUCGGCUGUGUUCCUGAACCAAAUUGCCUUUGACGAGUCACUCAUGCAGGAGCCUUGCAGGAACACCUUUGCUGCUGUUGUGCAGCUUCCUCUCCAUAGGCCUUGCUCGUCUCAUACCAGCAGGCCGUGACCACCACCCAGAUCUUUCUGCUCCCCUUUCCGAUCUAUAUGUAUUGUCCACAAAAAAAAAAAAAAGGAAAAAAAAGAGAGAAGCCUUAUUCGAUAUUGUUUUGAAAGUCCAGUUAGUUAAGAAAAGAAGGUUUCCAACACAAUUUUAAUCACAUCUUUGUUCUGUGGUUCUUGGGUGGGGAGGAGGAUGUUUACAGGAGACUUUAAAAAUUCCAGCUCCAAGGAGCUUCAGGAGGUGGUUUAACAUUCAUUUCAAAUUUGGCUGCAGUGGUAAGCUGGCACUGCCUCCAGGGGAGAUUCAGUGGACGAAGGCUGCUAUUUGUAUUCAGGCAUUCUUUCUUUUGGGGACACCACUGCCCCUGUGUGUGCAUUCGUGUGGGAUGCUAUAGGCAUACCAAUAAGGUGAACAGGACUCUGGCACAGCAGCAGUUGUGUGUUAAGGAUGUGGAUGUGGGUAGCGAUAUCUGCUGUGCAAAGCAGCAACAAAUGUGAAAGGUGUAGAAAUGUACCCUGCUUCUAGUGCAAGGGAUGGCAGUCUCAAUCUUUCUCUCUCUCUCUCC